AAGGAAAGAAAAACAUUACCAAUUUACCAUGGCUUUCCCAAUUGAUCAUGGUCAUCUUCUUGUCAUUAUUGUUCUUUCAUGUUUGUUCAUGUUAAGUCUCCCAAUCCCAACACAAUCAACAGAUCCUUCAGCAACAUAUUGUAACACAAACACCAACUUUACCAGCCAAAGCAAAAUCUCAGCCAACAUUAAUGAUCUAUUGCCUAAACUAGUCCAAGGGACAAUCCAAAAUGGGUUCAUAGCCACUUCUUACAGUAAAUUUGGCAGUUCUCAGUUAGUCUAUGGACUUUCUCAAUGCAGAGGAGACGUUAGUAACACAGAUUGCUCCACUUGCAUUCAAGAAGCUGCCAAACAGAUCAGAAUAACCUGUCCUAAUCAGGCCGAUGCCAGGAUUUGGUACGAGUACUGCUUCCUAAGAUAUGACACGAGAGAUUUCAUUGGAGAAGUGGAUACAGGGUAUGGGGUAAUCUACUAUAAUGUGCAGAAUGUGAGUGACCCAGAUGGGAGUUUUAACAAACAGUUGGGUGGUUUGUUUGAUAAGAUAGAAUCGAGGGCGGUUAAGGUUGAAAACAAGGGUCUUGGGAAAGAGAAAGUGAAGUUGUCGCCAUUUUUGACACUUUAUGGAUUGGUGCAGUGUACAAGAGAUCUUUCGGCUUUAAACUGUGGUCAGUGUUUGGCUAUUGCUGUUGCUAAUUUCGCUACUAUUUGUGGUAAUAAGCAGGGGUGUAGGGUUAUUUAUAGUAGUUGUUAUGUGAGAUAUGAACUAUAUCCUUUUUAUUUCCCUCUUGAUAAUUCUCAACUUCAUGCUUCUAAAGAAGAGAAGAAUUAUAAUUAUGUUGUUUUUAGAUCUUCUUAAGUGAAGAACAGAUUC
This is a messenger RNA of Impatiens glandulifera, 871 nucleotides long. RefSeq names its product cysteine-rich repeat secretory protein 55-like. The transcript has 2 exons. The coding region runs from base 29 to 856 and encodes 275 amino acids. NCBI's taxonomy places the organism in Eukaryota, Viridiplantae, Streptophyta, Magnoliopsida, Ericales, Balsaminaceae. The record is from RefSeq and is a predicted model, not a curated record.